AUGGAGCAAAAUUUUCUUAAUAAUUUACUAGGCUCGGUAAUGUCAGGGUUUAUGGAACGAGCAGGAGGAGCCUUGAUUAAAUUAGGUGGCAAACUUCCUUAUGUUGGAGGUCUGAUUAGUUUUUUUGGAGGAGGAGAUGAAAAAGCCAAGAAAAAAGGUAAUCAUUUAGCUGACAUUAUUACCCCUAAAAAAUACCAUGAAUUUUUAGGAAUUGAAUUAGAAGGAGACCAAAACAAAGACCAAGCCGAAAACGAACAACACACAGCCCGAGCCAAAAAAUCCACAGCCAAAAGUCAGCAUCGAAUAGUUGAACCUUCAAUUUUCUAUUCUAAUACCAUUGAUUUCAAUUAUGACUUCUUUGAGUUUGCUAAUCGAUGUGUAGCCAAUCCAUUUAUGAUUAGGUUUGAACAUUCCGAAACUUUAUAUAACAAUCUCUUAAAUAAUAACAAUAAGUCUCCUCUCCAAAAUAUUCAAUGUCGUGCUUGUGGAGCAGGAACUUAUUUUUAUGAUGAUUUAGAUAAAUUAUUCCAACCUUGGAGACCUAGAUACAAGCAAUUACAAUCUUUUACUCAUGGAGAUACCUUUAAUUCUAAUACUAGUCCAGGACAGGAGGAUGUAGAUGUAGUUAAAAAGAAAAAUAUUGGAGGCACAGCCCAAGGAGGGGAUACAGUAGUCCCUGACAGCACAGCCGUUUAUAUUUACAAGGAUAGUUAUUUAAAAAAUGAUACCACAGGCAUUAAUUACUUACCCGACAUUAUGGAGAUGUUAUCAGUUCACUUUAAUAUCCCCGAAGGAAAGUAUACUUAUCGAAUACAUGGUUUUAACUCUUCUUCCAAUGAAACUGAUGCUAGUUUUAAAAGUCAAGAAGGAGAUACAGCUGUGGCUACUUUAUCAGGCACUAACAUUAGUAUUAGAGUAGAAAUUAACAAAGAAGAAAUUGAUUAUCGGUUUAAAUAUGAAAGAAUACAAGGAGAAAAAGAAAAUGAAUAUUUAGGUAAAGAAUAUGUUGAGCCUGAAUGA
Messenger RNA from Ambispora leptoticha, 1020 nucleotides. The record is from the annotation of a GenBank genome assembly. NCBI's taxonomy places the organism in Eukaryota, Fungi, Glomeromycota, Glomeromycetes, Archaeosporales, Ambisporaceae.